Sphaeramia orbicularis (orbiculate cardinalfish) is the source of this 3013-nucleotide messenger RNA. RefSeq names its product family with sequence similarity 174 member C (gene fam174c). The record is from RefSeq and is a predicted model, not a curated record. Bases 192 to 605 code for a protein of 137 amino acids. Gene Ontology annotation, cellular component: extracellular region. The transcript has 3 exons. NCBI's taxonomy places the organism in Eukaryota, Metazoa, Chordata, Actinopteri, Kurtiformes, Apogonidae.
CGAAAGUCACGUGGUUUGCUGACGUCAUCAGUGUAUGGGUGGAUGUGGACUUCCUGGUCCGGAUCCACAUCCUCACAUCCGUCGGUGAAGUCCGGAUUCCAGAUACGGUUUUCAGACUCCCCGGUCUGUGUCGGUCCUUCGGCGGGUUUUCCUGUUUUUGUUUUUGUUUUUUCACACUUUUACGGAUUAACAUGUCACUUUUCGGAGUCGUGCUCGCGCUCCUUCUGUCCGCGUGCGGGAGUUUUGCGGCCGCGCCGGAAAACGUCACGCAGUCUGUGGUCCACGGACCCGCGGCCAGGAACUCCACGGCCCAACCCCCCGGGACCGUGUCCACCGGGACCCGGGCCGCUAACGGAACCGUCAAAGGCCUGGACAGGGGGGACUUCGGCGUGACCAGCUCCAUGAUGCAGCGCGCGCUCUACGUCCUGAUCGGCAUCACCGCAGUGGGGGUGCUCUACUUCCUGGUCCGGGCUGUUCGGCUGAAGAAACCCGUCCACAAGAAGAAGUACGGCCUGUUGUCCAACUACGACGAGACUCUGGACAUGGACGGGGACGACAGCGAGGAGGACGACACACUGUACGAAGCCCGAAGCCUCCGAAGAUGAGUCCGGUCAGAGUUCCUCACCUGCUGCUGUUUACCAGGACGAUCAGCUGAUAUUGAUUAUGGAUCAGAAACGGAGUGGAUCAAUCAAAGCAGCAGGAGGAGUAGAAGGAGGAGGAGGAGGAAAGCGGUCGUCUGCUGAGUGUAAACGCCAAAGCUUCUCGCUGCUCAUUCGCCUUUUAUCCAGCUCUUAAGACGCCAAACCAUUCCACUGCUGUGUAUUCAUUUUCUGUCGUUUUUUUUUGGGUUUUUUUCCUGUCGUCUUUUUCACUCUUGGCUGAACCUUACAAUGAACCUCCACAGUCAGAUUAGUAUUCACUGAAAGACAGGAGACGGGGUUAGCAUAGCUUAGCACAAAGACUGGGAGCGGAGGGAAACUGUUAGCAUCCUGAAACAGACGACAGAGUCAGAAAAUAAAUCACAGAACAAGUUAUUCUGCAUAAUUCAAUGAUGCUGCAUUUGAUAUAAUAGAAGAAAUAUUUUUGGAUAUAUUUUCAAGUAUUUGUAACAUUUAAUGAAACGGUGUGAUGACAUCCUGUUUGGAUGGAUUUUUUUUUUUUUUUUCGGACCAAAUAAUCGUUUGUUGAAGAAAAAAAAAAUCAGCAGAUGUUUGUCUGAAACGCACAUCCUUUCACUUCAAAUUGACUUGAACGUCUUACGGAAGCUGAUCCGAAACUUAGCGAAAAGCUGCUGAGUUUGGUUUCCAUGGCAACACAAAUGCAUUUAUUUCCCUUGAGCACCUUCUCACCACCAGUGGCUACUUAAACGUCAAAGAAAAAGUCCUGAACUGCUGACAGGAAGUUGGAGUGAAUGUUUUGAAGUUUUUUGUUUUUUUUUAAGACUUCCUCUUUCGUGCAAUGACAUUCCAGUGUAAAAUCUGAGUGGGAGGAGCUUCCUGAGCCCUGUUAUAUUCCCUUUAAACGCCGUUAGAGACAGGAAGUCUUCAACAGAUGAUCAAAUGAUGCAUUCAGCGCUGAAACUACUGAAUAAAUUUAAAAAUACAUUCAAAAACCAAUAUAAACGCUAGAGCUGAAAUGAUAAAUCGAUUAAUUGCUUUGAAUAGAUUACAAAAACUCACAAUUCAAUUAAUCGACCUGAAUUGGUUAAAAAGAAAUAUUCUAUUACAGUUUUCCUGAAUUGAAGCUUCUUUGUGCGUCACAAUAAGCGUCCGUGUGAAACACAACAGUGGAACCAAUGUUUAACAGCAGAGAAAUUAAGGAAACUAAGCUUUGAUUCAGGAAGAAUGUAACUGAAUAAAUGUUUUUAAAUUAAUUCGAGUCGAUUAAUCGUUUCAGUUCUAAUAAACACUGAGAAGUGAACUACAGCUCCCAUGAUGCAUUUCGCCAGCAAACAUCCAAUCACAGGAAAACAAAGCCUUAACGGUGGUGAUUAUGAUCCUUAAAAAAAACACUUAAAUUGUCGUUCAGACGUUAAAAAUGAGACCGAAGAAGAAGAAUGACCUUUAAGCUCCUCCCACUCUCUGGGCGACAUGUUCCCACCAUCCACUGGGGUCACCAGGGGGCGGGGCCUGUCGCUCUUAACAAGCCAAUGAUGAGCAAGUGUGGAGCUGAUGACUGAUAAAAGGACUCGGCCAAUCAGACAGUCCCAGGAACGAGAGGCGGUCCCAGAGGAGGACGGAGAUCGGGUGUCACAGGGACCAGAACCUUUAGGACCAUCAGAACCUUUGGAACCAUUAAAACCUUUAGGACCAUCAGAACCUUUCGAACCAUUAAAACCUUUAGGACCAUCAGAACCUUUAGAACCAUCAGAACCUUUAGGACCUUUAGAACCAUCAGAACCUUUAGAACCAUCAGAACCUUUAGGACCAUCAGGACCUUUAGAACCAUCAGAACCUUUAGAACCAUCAGAACAUUUGGGACCUUUAGAACCAUCAGAACCUUUAGGACCAUCAGAACAUUUAGGACCUUUAGAACCAUCAGAACCUUUAGAACCAUCAGAACAUUUAGGACCUUUAGAACCAUCAGAACCUUUAGAACCAUCAGAACAUUUAGGACCUUUAGAACCAUCAGAACCUUUAGGACCAUCAGAACCUUUAGGACCUUUAGAACCAUCAGAACCUUUAGAACCAUCAGAACAUUUAGGACCUUUAGAACCAUCAGAACCUUUAGGACCUUUAGAACCAUCAGAACCUUUAGAACCAUCAGAACCUUUAGGACCUUUAGAACCAUCAGAACCUUUAGAACCAUCAGAACAUUUGGGACCUUUAGAACCAUCAGAACCUUUAGGACCAUCAGAACAUUUAGGACCUUUAGAACCAUCAAAACCUUUAGAACCAUCAGAACAUUUAGGACCUUUAGAACCAUCAGAACCUUUAGAACCAUCAGAACCUUUAGAACCAUCAGAACAUUUAGGACCUUUAGAACCAUCAGAACCUUUAGAACCAUCAGAACA